UUUAUUAUUCAUUAGAGAAUCAAAAAGAAAAUAACAAGGUUCCGCCCAAAAAUGCUCACAGUAAAUAAUAAAAAUAUUCUUGGUAUUUCACAGAAAAUUCGCAAGGAAAGGGAAAGAGGAUGUACAAUUUUAUAAAAGAGAAGAACCCAUAGAUGAGAGAGUCGCUGCACUGUUUACAAUAACAGUGAUUGGACGAAAACUGUGGAAAUUUCGCCAAGCAAACCAUAUCUGUUUGUCUUUCGUCUUCUGAAACAUGCCAGGAAAACACAGAAUACUGUCCCUUCAUCACGCCAGUUACCGCAGUUGCCAUCAGUGUUUGACACAUUACAGCAUUUCCCUAGAGAGAGAAUGUAAACAGUCAGUUAUCUGAUCGAUCCUUUAAUUAAUUAGCUUAACAUCAUGCUUUCCCAUAUGUGCACGACCUUCCCAGUGAGCGUGAUCCAAGGCAGCCAUGGGAUGUCACCUUUAGCGGAACAUGUGACUCAAUUGGACUAAAGACUUCUGCCACAUACACAUUCUUUUUUACAUGCAAUAAUCGUUCAAUUUAAUUAACAAAGGUAAAAAUAUGUUUUUGGAAGUUCAGAUAAUCCAUUUAAAAUCCUCCUAGCUCAAGUAUCUGAGGGGGCACAUGCCCCCUUACUUUGAAUGGGCAUGACGCCUCUGGCCAUAACCAUCGCAUUUUUAAUAUGUGUGUUAAGUUGAAGUUCAGUUUUGAAGAUGCUGCACUGUCUAGCUGUUUGAAACACUCGCCUGCUGUAUAUGCGCUGCUUCAGCGCGUUGAGACCACUGCCACAUGUGCCUGGUGUGUGUGUCCCCAAAUGUUUUUCCUCUUGUGAGGAAAGCCACGAUGUUCUGUAUUGUUGUUGCUGUGAUUCAUGAAGCGUUCCAUUAAACUUGGAGAGUCUGAAUUUCCACCUUUCAACUGGGGAAAGUGCAACGGAAUGACACUUUAUAUCGGUCAUCUAACUUGGAAACUCAUGUGGAAAUCUUCAUUCAUUUCAUCGAUAUGCAGUGUUUCAGGACGUUUUGCUGUAAAGGACCUCCACCUCCCAGACCAGAGUAUGACGUGGUUUGCAUCGGUCUGACAGGCUCUGGGAAGACCAGUCUGCUCUCCAGACUUUGCAGUGAGGCAACCGACAGCAUCGUCCCUACCACAGGUUUUAGCAUUAAAGCUGUGCCGUUCCAGAAUGCCAUUUUAAAUGUCAAGGAACUCGGAGGAGCGGACUCAAUUAAAAAGUACUGGAGCCGGUACUACCAGGGCUCUCAGGGGGUGGUGUUUGUUUUGGAUAGUGCUUCAUCGGAGGAGGAUCUGGAGGUGGCGCGUACAGAACUCCACUCGGCCCUGCAGCAUCCUCAGCUCUGCAGGCUUCCCUUCCUCAUACUGGCCAACCACCAGGACAAACCUGCUGCCCGCUCUGCACAAGAGAUAAAGAAAUACUUUGAGCUGGAGCCGCUGGCACGAGGCAAAUGCUGGAUUCUUGAGGGCAGCGCUGUGGACAACAUGGACGCAGUCAAGGAGAGCUUCGCUCAGCUCAUUAAUCUGCUCGAGGAGAAGGACCAGGAGACGGGCAGGAUAUGACCCAGGGAAGCCAUUCCACCACCCAUCAGACACUAGCAAUCGCCAACUCACCACUGGCCAGCACAGCCCAGUUCACCAUGGCCACUGUGCCAACUACACUGUUACUCUUAACUCUGUUACUGUGAUGUAACAAAUGAGCCAUGGAAAAAUGGACUUUGUCACUUACAUGUAAGGAUACAUAUCUGCAGAGAAAUAAGAACUUCAGAACCUCUGAAAUUUGAUACCUUCUCCAGACCACAUGUAUUAACAGAGAACAAACAUUUAACACACAAUUACCUUUGUCAAUUAAUAUGGUUCUAUCUGUCCUCUUUAAUACAGACCUAGUUGCACAUUGCUACUAAAUGGAUAAUGUAAUCACGUACUUGGUCAUGUAGGGCAACUGGAAGUCAUGUUUUUGUAGUGCGUAGAUUAUUUUUCUUAGCACAGUGCGGCGUGAAUGAUCGUGCAAAUGCAUGUUUGCAAGCGAGAGAUGCCAGUUUGUACUUCAAAGUCUUACAGUGAGUGCUAAUGGAUUUUUAAAACAAACGUAUAAAUGUGUUUUCACAAACAGCAGUCCUUAGAUGUAAUUUAAAUAGGCAGUCUUAAUUAUUUGUGGCUGUAAAGUGAAAUGUGAAUUAUGACUGAUUCCAAAAAUCACAAAGAUAUGAAAUUUUUCUUUACCAUUAUAGAGUGAAUUAUAAAGACACAUUCAUGAAGUUAUUCAGGUUUUUAUAGUCUUUAAGAGAUUAGGGAACCUUGUUGAGGGCAAAAGGAUGUUUUCAUAACUUGGUCUAGUAUUAUUUCAAACCAGAACAUAUCAAGGAUUUUGCUCAACUAUAUCUCUAUCUUGGUUGGUGACGGUUGACAGUACCCUACAAAACUGUUGAACCGGUAAACAACUUAAACAAUCUUCACCAAAGACACGAAAACCACAACCAAUUCUCUCUAGGUGGACUGGGACAGAGCCUUCAACUUAAUUGGAUAUUAUAUUUCAUUUGUUUGUUUUUUAUUCUUUUUAAUUUCUUUUGGCCCGAAUGUAAAACACUCUUUGUAUAAGUGCUCCUCCUAUUGUCUAAUGGCCUCACAUUUAGAUGGAGUAAAGCAUUUGGUUUUGUUCUGCCGAUUUCUGUUUUUACACCCAUACUAUCUCCGGAGAUCUAAACAGAGGAGAAAGCUCAUUCUGAGUGUUAGCCAAAUGACUCAUGUGAUGCAGCCAGGCUUCCAAAAGCAAAUAUCCCUUGAAAAAUGACCACCACCUGGAUUUGCAUAGUCAUUGUAGAACUUGCGCAACAACAUCUUUUGUUUUAUUUAUAUCUACAAAAAUGUUAUACCCGCCAAACCAAUUCAGCUGCCUUUUUGUAAUUCUGAUAUUUGUACAUUUGUUACAGAUUUUGUCUUGUUCUUCGGAAAGGACAUGUGCUUGUCUGUACUGGAAGAGAGAAAAAAAAGUCUAGGUGGACUUUUGAGCAGUUUACCAUGGUUGGUGUUAAGUCAUUCACAUGUUUGACGGUGUUUAUGUAUGCAUAUGUAUUUAUACAUAAUUUCCAUUGAGCAACUUGUAAAAUAAAGGCUGAAGAAGGAACAUGUCUUUCAUGAUUAGUGGAAUUUGCUACAAUAACUAAGGUGGUGGAAAAGGCUGGAAAACCUGGAAUUUUUCAAUGCAGUUUUCCAGUCAUGGAAAAGUCAUGGAAAAUUAGA
Molecule: messenger RNA, 3256 nt
Organism: Myxocyprinus asiaticus (Chinese sucker)
Lineage: Eukaryota; Metazoa; Chordata; Actinopteri; Cypriniformes; Catostomidae
Product: ADP-ribosylation factor-like protein 15
Exons: 5
Coding region: 1007-1579 (190 amino acids)
Molecular function (GO): GTPase activity; GTP binding
Source: RefSeq, a predicted model, not a curated record